AUGUCUGACAAGUUUGAGACGUUGCAGCUGCACGCGGGUGCUGAGCCGGACCCGACGACCAAAUCCCGCGCGGUGCCCAUCUAUGCCACGACGAGCUUCACCUUCAACGACUCGGCGCACGGCGCACGGCUCUUCGGGCUCAAGGAGUUCGGCAACAUCUACAGCCGCCUGAUGAACCCUACCGUGGACGUGUUCGAGAAGCGCAUGGCGGCCCUGGAGGGCGGCGCCGCCGGGCUGGCGUCGUCGUCCGGCCAGGGCGCGCAGUUCAUCACGUUCGCGACGCUGGCGCAGGCGGGCGACAACAUCGUGUCGACGACGAACCUGUACGGCGGCACGUACAACCAGCUCAAGGUCUUCCUCCCCCGGCUGGGCAUCCAGACCAAGUUCGUCCGCGGCGACGACGCGGCCGACAUCGCGGCCGCCAUCGACGACCGCACCAAGGCCGUCUACGUCGAGAGCAUCGGCAACCCGCGGUACAACGUCCCCGACCUGGCCGCCAUCGCCUCGGCCGCCCACGCCAAGGGCGUGCCCCUCGUCGUCGACAACACCUUCGGCGCCGGAGGUUACUACGUGCGGCCCAUCGACCACGGCGCCGACAUCGUCGUCCACUCGGCCACCAAGUGGAUCGGCGGCCACGGCACCACCAUCGGCGGCGUCAUCGUCGACGCCGGGAGGUUCGACUGGGGCGCGCACGGCGACCGCUUCCCCCAGUUCGUCCAGCCGUCCGAGGGCUACCACGGCCUCAAGUUCUGGGACACCUUCGGUCGAGAGUCCUUCAUCAUCCGCGCCCGUGUAGAGACCCUGCGCGACCUCGGGGCCACCCUCAACCCCUUCGCCGCGCAGCAGCUGCUCCUGGGCAUCGAGACCCUCAGCCUGCGGGCGGAGCGCCACGCCCAGAACGCCCUCGCCCUGGCAAACUAUCUCGACGCCAGCCCCUACGUCUCCUGGGUCUCGUACCUCGGCCUCCAGGCCCACCCUUACCACGAGCGCGCCAAGAAGCUCCUGCCCAACGGCUUUGGCGGCGUCCUCAGCUUCGGCGUCAAGGGUGGUGGUGCCGCUGGAAGUCAGGUCGUCGACGGCUUCAAGCUCAUUUCAAACUUGGCCAAUGUCGGAGAUGCAAAGACUCUGGCUAUCCACCCCUGGAGCACGACGCACGAACAGCUGUCGGACGAGGAAAAGAUUGAUUCUGGUGUGACCGAGGAUCUUAUUCGCAUCUCUGUCGGCAUCGAGCACAUUGACGAUAUUAUUGCCGACUUUGAGCAGUCAUUCAAGGCCGCUUCAGCGACGACGGCUGCUUGA
Molecule: messenger RNA, 1299 nt
Organism: Geosmithia morbida
Lineage: Eukaryota; Fungi; Ascomycota; Sordariomycetes; Hypocreales; Bionectriaceae
Product: O-acetylhomoserine/O-acetylserine sulfhydrylase
Exons: 5
Coding region: 1-1299 (432 amino acids)
Biological process (GO): transsulfuration
Molecular function (GO): pyridoxal phosphate binding; transferase activity, transferring alkyl or aryl (other than methyl) groups
Source: RefSeq, a predicted model, not a curated record